Molecule: messenger RNA, 366 nt
Organism: Lodderomyces theae
Lineage: Eukaryota; Fungi; Ascomycota; Pichiomycetes; Serinales; Debaryomycetaceae
Exons: 1
Coding region: 1-366 (121 amino acids)
Source: RefSeq, a predicted model, not a curated record
AUGCCUAUGCAAUAUAAGCCAGCCGCUGAAGCACAGAAGGUUAAACCACCUCAAAUUCCAUCUCCAGGUAACAAUUCCUUUUUGGGUGACAUUUUCACUUCGGAUGCUCCAAAAGAUAAGCAAAUCUCUGCUGGGUUUUACAGGCAAGAAAAGGGAGAACCAUUGGUGUACAAGUAUGAUUACGAUGAAAUGAAGAUCAUUUUGGAAGUGGAGGGAGAAUACACCUUGACUGAUGAGACGGGACACAAGGUUUCUGUUUCUCCAGGUGAUGUGUUUUAUUUUCCAAAAGGUACAACUAUAACAUUUGAAACCACUGGGUAUGGUUUAGCUUUCUUUACUGGGUUGAGACCAAAUGGUACGGCGUAA